Molecule: messenger RNA, 1632 nt
Organism: Jaminaea rosea
Lineage: Eukaryota; Fungi; Basidiomycota; Exobasidiomycetes; Microstromatales
Product: heterotrimeric G-protein beta subunit (G-beta, Gpb)
Exons: 4
Coding region: 222-1277 (351 amino acids)
Biological process (GO): G protein-coupled receptor signaling pathway
Cellular component (GO): cytoplasm; heterotrimeric G-protein complex
Molecular function (GO): protein binding; signaling receptor complex adaptor activity
Source: RefSeq, a predicted model, not a curated record
AGAGAUACUCUCGACAUCUAGCCAGCAUCAACGACCUCGGCCUGCAAUAGCCACAGCCCCGUAGCUCGCCCUUGUCACUCUCCGGUCCUCCCUUUCAACCGAUCCGCUUAAGCGCAGAUCAGCAAAGCAAGCGCGAAGCACCAAGCGGCAAUCCUCCUGCCCUUUCAUCCCUCCCUUUUCUCAUCCCCACUCACUCCCCCACGUUUCCAUCAGUCAUCGCCAUGGCAGCCAACGGACCAGGCGUGGCCGACCUCACUGAGCGCAUCGCGGCGGCCAAGAGGCAGGCUGAUACCCUCAAGGAGGAGAUCCGCAUCAAGAAGGAGAGAUUGUCUGAUACCACACUCCGAGCUGCAGCCGGCGAGCUCGCACCGCUGCCUCGUAUUGUGCUCAAGGUUCGACGCCAAUUGAAGGGUCACCUGGCGAAGAUCUACUCAAUGUACUGGGCUCAUGACAAGCGUCACAUCGUCUCAGCGUCGCAAGACGGCAAGCUCAUCGUAUGGGAUGCCUACACAUCGAACAAGGUUCACGCAAUUCCUCUUCGCUCCUCCUGGGUGAUGACCUGCGCCUACUCCCCUUCGGGCAACUUCGUGGCCUGCGGUGGUCUUGACAACAUCUGCUCAAUCUACAAUCUUCGCUCGCGGGAAGGCUCGGUCAAGGUGGCUCGCGAGCUCAGCGCCCACACGGGUUACCUCUCGUGCUGUCGAUUCCUCAACGACAGGCAAAUUCUCACCUCGUCGGGCGACAUGACCUGCAUGCUUUGGGACAUUGAUGCUGGCGUACGCACAAUGGAGUUCAAUGACCAUACAGGCGACGUGAUGAGCGUCUCGCUGGGUCCCAACCCGAACACAUUCGUCUCAGGGGCUUGCGAUACGGUAGCCAAGAUCUGGGACAUCCGCACAGGAAAGGCGGUUCAGACCUUUGCGGGCCACGAGAGCGACAUCAAUGCUGUGCAGUUCUUCCCUAAUGGCGACGCCUUCGCUACCGGCUCAGACGACGCGUCUUGCCGUCUCUUUGACGUCAGGGCGGACAGGGAGCUCAACCAGUUUACACACGACAAUAUCCUCUGCGGCAUCACUUCGGUCGCCUUCUCCUCGUCGGGGAGGUUACUCUUUGCUGGUUAUGACGACUACAACUGUAAUGUUUGGGAUACGAUGAAGGGCGAGAGGGUGGGCGUGCUCAGCGGACAUGAGAAUCGGGUGAGCUGCUUGGGCGUUAGCGGUGACGGUAUGGCGCUCUGCACUGGUAGCUGGGACUCGAAACUGUUGGUUUGGGCGUAGACGGACGUGGCGGCUGGGCCGUCGACAUGCGAGGGCGCUGCGAUCAGGGGAUUGGCCGAGGAGAUGGCUACGGGCAGAGGCACUGGAAGGACCCGCUGCCGCUGCAGCCGCGUGUUGAGCGGCGUCGCGAUGGUGAACAGAGUCAAAGCGAGCAGCGGAGAGUCAGAGAGGCGACAGACGGCGACGGACGCAAGACAAGGGCACGCAGCACACGACCAACCACGAUACCCAACUACACCUCCUCCUCCUCGCCCCUACCUCUGCGUUCAUUUUCAAGCCUGGAGCCGUCUCUUGUCGGCGUCCGGUGUCCUCUCAAAGGCAUUUCCCGCUCAGCCGCUCCUUUGCCACUCCUCAU